AACACGAGGUACCUAUGUCCUGGUAGGCCUUUCUGACUCGACAAACUGGAUACUGUUUUGCCGUGUAUAUGACGAUUAUGUAUCUGCGGAGAACCUUGCCCGCAAGGCCGGGCCGCUACUGUACUCCGUACGAGUAUGGGGAUCUGGCACUGGCACGCCUAGACCCUCGGAAUUGACCCGCACCUACCUGGGGGGAUACGCCGAGGUCCAGACGUCCGGUGCUCCUCCUCGGUCAUAUAAUACAACUUGUCCCGGCUUUCCACGAAUAUCUACCGAGCUCUACCAGACUAUCAUCCUGUGCCUUCUCAAUUCUUCUACGAUCGUCAACAUCACCGUCACCCUCUCUCUGUUUCAAUCCUGAGAACAAAGCAAGAAUGAGUUACACACAGUCAUGGCUAGACUUGGAGAAGGAGCUGGGAGGACGAAUGGUCAUGCAUGGUAGUGCCGAAGAGUUGAGAGCCACGUAUGAUCAGCUCGUUGCGAUGUUGCUCCCGCAAGCACCCAAACCUUCAGAUGCUGUGGAAAGUAAAGACGGCGACGUUGAUGGUAUUAAGUACCGCGUCUAUGUUCCGACAGAGGCCGCGAAGCAAGGACCGCUUCCUGUUGCGAUAUGGACGCAUGGUGGGGGUUUUGUGACGGGAGAUAUCAACUCGGAUGAUCUGCUCUGCAGGGUGAUCUCAGAGCACGCUCCAUCCAUUGUAGUCAAUGUUGACUAUCGACUUGCUCCUGAACACAAAGCACCUACACAGCUUCAAGAUACAUUGAGCGUGUACAAAUGGGCACGAGAGAACGCGAGCUCAUUCGGAGGUGACCCGAACAAGUUCUACACCAUUGGAGGUUCAGCUGGUGGUGCAUUAGCAUUGCAGGUCGCCAACCGCUUAGUGAAGGACCCCGCAAAACGGGACGGCAUCAAGGGCGUUGCUGCCAUCGUCCCAGCGACUCUGCAUUUCGAUAACGUUCCUGCCGAGUACCAGUCCAUGUUCAAGGCCUAUGAAGAGAAUAAGGAGGGCGUUCCCAUCAUCGACAAGCAGUCGAUGCAAAACUUCUAUGAUCUUACUGGGGUCGAUCCCAAGGAUAGCGACAUAUUCACGGCAUUGGCUACCGAAAACCACAAGAAUUUUCCACCAACGUAUUUUGUGAGCUGUGAAAAAGACCCUUUGAGAGACGACGCUACUGUGAUGGAGGCUGCUUUGAAGAAGGCUGGUGUGCCAACGAAGCAUGACUUUUACAAGGGGCUGCCGCAUUAUUUCUGGAUUUUCCCUUCUGUGCCUGAGGGCCAGCAAUUCGUUGGAAAUCUGAUUGGGGGUGUGAAGUGGCUGAUCUCGCAGAUGUAGUUUCAGACAGAUAGAUCGAGUGAUAAGCAAGCCAUGCAAAAGAAGUAUGCCUGCUUCCACAAAUGGUUACAUAUCGUGCUCGUCCCACAGUGGGGUUGUUUAGUGCAAGCUGGAG
Messenger RNA from Exophiala viscosa, 1449 nucleotides. RefSeq names its product carboxylesterase. Gene Ontology annotation, molecular function: hydrolase activity. The record is from RefSeq and is a predicted model, not a curated record. The transcript has 3 exons. NCBI's taxonomy places the organism in Eukaryota, Fungi, Ascomycota, Eurotiomycetes, Chaetothyriales, Herpotrichiellaceae. Bases 375 to 1334 code for a protein of 319 amino acids.